Messenger RNA from Emiliania huxleyi CCMP1516, 730 nucleotides. RefSeq lists its product as hypothetical. Lineage: Eukaryota; Haptophyta; Isochrysidales; Noelaerhabdaceae. The record is from RefSeq and is a predicted model, not a curated record. The transcript is spliced from 3 exons. Bases 21 to 665 code for a protein of 214 amino acids.
CUUUGGUUAACGGAAAGCUGAUGGCACCAAAGCCGAUGUGGCCCCGCCGCUUCGCCGCCGCCUUUAGCAGCCCGCCUCGGGGCAAGAAUACGACGGGUGCCUACUCGCUGCUCUACCCCGAGGCGGAGCGGAUCGCACUCGCCGACGGCAGCAGAGAUCACCUCUGCUCCGCGUUGCACCCCGGCACCGCGUGCACGCAGCUCACCACCGGCGGGGUUCGCUACCUCGAUUUCCCGCGGCUGGGCCGCUGCUGCAAGUGCUGCUCCUAUGCGUCUGGCUCGUACCGCUGCGGCGGCCCGCUCGGGCCUCAGUGGCUCGACAAUGCCACCGGCAACCUCGUCUACAUGGGCGUCGCCGCGACGCCGCAUGGCCAGUGCGACAAGUGGGACGCACAGGGGCUCCGCGGCCACCACAACUAUUACUACCAAUUUACCGACCGGGGCACGCCGUGCGAGGUGGACGGCCUCAACUACUUGCGCACGCCCUCCCAACCCGCGGACGAUUUGUAUGUAUUCGACCCCGCGAGUUACAGCACCGAGGUGGCGCUGUCCGAUUUUGAAGUGCCCUCGCGUUGUGCCGGCGCUGGCGCUUGCAGGGCGAGUGUGUGCGACGACGACACCCGGCACCCACGCAACAUCAACGAGAGAGUAGUCUCCCAUGAAUAGUCCAGCGGUGCGGCGCCUCAAAGAUGGAUACACGGGUAUGUUCAUAAGAGCUACAUAUACUGAAA